AAGAACCAAGUGGUCAUGUGUGAGACUCGCAGAGUGUUUCAGAUUCGGGCUCCCCAGAUGAGGGGCGUGAGGCUGGUACUGGUGCCAGGACCUUCAUGUGCCAGGCUGGGGAUCGUGCUGGUGUUGGUACUGGGUUUCCUGCCAAGCUUCUACUGUGCCCUGGGAUCAGAACGUUACUCGUCCUAUGAAAUAGUCACCCCCAAGGCUCUGACAGCUGAGGGAAGGGAAGACCCAGUGGGAAAGGUAUCUUACGUGAUGUUUAUGCAGGGCCAGAAACAGCUGAUUCACCUGAAGGCGAAGACGGGCUAUUUUGUCAGUAACUUCCCAGUCUUCAGCUACCACAAUGGCAUCCUGGAACAAGAAACGCCUCUCACCUCACAUGACUGUCACUAUGAAGGCUACAUAGAAGGAGUCCCGGGUUCUUUUGUUUCUGUCAACACCUGUUCAGGCCUCAGGGGCAUCCUGAUUAAGGAGGGACAAUCCUAUGGCAUUGAGCCCAUGGCCUCUUCAAAACGGUAUGAACACGUGUUGUACACCACGGCGCGUCAAGCUCGAGCCUCCUGCAGCGUCACUUCCAAAGACAGCCGAGUGGUGUCCACCAGCCGGCAACAAGGGAGCAGGACGCCUGGCGGUCCACAGGCGCUGUCCCACUUGUGGUCACACGCCAAGUACGUGGAGAUGUUUGUCGUGGUCAACAACCGGCGGUUCGAAAUGUGGGGCAGUAAUGUCAGUGAGACAGUGCAGAGAGUGAUGGACAUCAUUGCCCUGGCCAACAGCUUCACCAGGGGAAUAAACACAGAGGUGGUGCUGGCCGGAAUGGAGAUUUGGACCGAGGGGGACCUCACAGAGGUCCCAGUGGACCUGCAGGUUGCACUCAGGAAUUUCAACAGCUGGAGACAAGAGAAGCUCCUCCACCGUGCGAAGCAUGACGUCGCCCACAUGAUUGUCGGACAGCAUCCUGAACAGGGCAUGGGACAGGCAUUUCUCAAUGGGGCCUGUACAAGUGGCUUUGCAGCAGCUGUUGAAUCCUUCCAUCACGAAGACGUCCUCCUGUUUGCAGCGCUCAUGGUCCAUGAGCUUGGGCACAACUUGGGCAUUCAGCACGACCACUCGGCCUGCAUUUGUAGAGAGAACCGCUUCUGCCUCAUGUAUGAGAACAUCACUAAAGAAAGUGGCUUCAGCAACUGCAGCUCUGACUACUUCUACCGGUUCCUCCAGGAACACAAAGGGGCCUGCCUAUUUAACAACCCUCGGCACAAGGGCCGCUCGAGGAGGGCUUCCAGCUGCGGAAACGGGGUGGUGGAGGAUGAUGAGCAGUGUGACUGUGGUAGUAAUUGUGACACUAAUGUAUGCUGUGACCAAACAUGUCACUUCAAGAAUAAUGCAGUGUGUGAUCUUGGACCUUGCUGUAAUAGUUCUUGCCAAUUUGCAGCAGAGGGAUUUAACUGUCGCCCUGCUGUGGGAGAGUGUGACCUCCCAGAGUACUGUAGUGGUACCUCUGCAGUAUGUCCCCCAAACAGCUACAAGCAAGAUGGUACUCCGUGUGGUGAAAAUUACUGUGUUAACAGUGUGUGUGGCGACCCUAAUUAUCAAUGUAGACUAUAUUUUGGGUCCUAUGCCACAUCUGCCCCACAUGAGUGUUAUGAGAUGAUAAACAGCAAAGGAAACCGGUUUGGAAACUGUGGCCUUCCCAAUUCUAGUAAUCCAUCAUAUGUGCAGUGUACAAAUGAGAAUAUACUCUGUGGGAAAAUUGCAUGUAUAAAUGUUGAGACACUACCAGACAUCCAACCCUUUCACACACUGAUCCAGAUUCCUCAUGAAAAUAACUUCUGCUGGACCAUGGAUGCCUAUAACGUUACUGAUAUUCCCGAUAAUGGGGAUGUGCACUAUGGCACUUCUUGUGCCCCGAACAAAAUUUGCAUCGAUUACUCCUGCACUGAUUAUGCCGUGCUCAACUAUGACUGCAAUCCAGCAGAAAUGUGUAGUGGGAGAGGGGUCUGUAACAAUUUAAGGCACUGUCACUGUGAGGCUGGCUAUGCCCCGCCUAACUGCAAAAGCAUAGGUGAUGGGGGUAGUGUGGACAGUGGUCCCCCUGGCAAGCCAGAAAAUCCAGAUGACAGUGGAAAUGAUGAAACUGGCCAAUCUGUCAAACAUGAAAAGAUCUUAGACAAGAUGAUCUUAUCAUUCUUUAUACUUUUUCUCAUAAUUUUAGCAGUUGUAACUAUUUGCAUGUGUCUGAUUUGUAAAAGUCAAAAAGCAGAGCCCAUAGAAAAGGGUCUAGAAGAGGAGGCAGGAAAGCCCCCAGAAGUGGAGCCUCAGUUGGCUGGCCCCCAAGAGGCUGCCCCAGAAGAGGCAAAAGUGGAAGAGAAAGAGGUGAAAGAUGAGAGAGAAGAGGGAGAAGGGCAUGAAAAGGAAGAAGAGGAGGAACCAUAA
This is a messenger RNA of Pteronotus mesoamericanus, 2433 nucleotides long. RefSeq names its product disintegrin and metalloproteinase domain-containing protein 1a-like. Gene Ontology annotation, cellular component: external side of plasma membrane; plasma membrane; sperm head plasma membrane. The transcript has a single exon. Gene Ontology annotation, molecular function: metalloendopeptidase activity. The coding region runs from base 16 to 2433 and encodes 805 amino acids. Gene Ontology annotation, biological process: male gonad development; binding of sperm to zona pellucida; proteolysis. The record is from RefSeq and is a predicted model, not a curated record. NCBI's taxonomy places the organism in Eukaryota, Metazoa, Chordata, Mammalia, Chiroptera, Mormoopidae.